Messenger RNA from Xiphophorus hellerii (green swordtail), 1374 nucleotides. RefSeq names its product trace amine-associated receptor 1-like. Gene Ontology annotation, biological process: cell surface receptor signaling pathway; G protein-coupled receptor signaling pathway. Lineage: Eukaryota; Metazoa; Chordata; Actinopteri; Cyprinodontiformes; Poeciliidae. The coding region runs from base 386 to 1342 and encodes 318 amino acids. Gene Ontology annotation, molecular function: trace-amine receptor activity. The transcript has a single exon. The record is from RefSeq and is a predicted model, not a curated record. Gene Ontology annotation, cellular component: membrane.
CACAUAACCAACAGUUUGACGUCAGUCCAACCGCGCUGGACCCUAUACGCCCACACACACGUUGCCAUGCUAUAAGGCAACAUGGAGUUUGCCCGUCCUUAUUGGAUGGAAAUUGUGGCAUCCAAAGAUAGGUUGGUAAGUAAGACAUAAAAGCUUGUGCACAGAGACCAUCGUGCCGCAGAGCAACCUGCACUGACAUGUUGUCUCGUUGCACCAAGACUCACAUUGCUGUAAGCAGCUAGAACAGCAUGUAAGGGUUGAUCAGCAGUAUCAGGUAUCAGAAAAGCCACUCUUUGUUUACAUGUAUGUAAUUUAACCUUUUAUUAAAUGCAUUUUAAAUGUUUGCCUCACUUUUAAUGUAACCUGAAUUCAGUUUUAGGUCUUCAUGGAAAACAGGACAGGUGUUGUGACUGUCUUACAGCAUCCAUGCUAUGAGAUAAAUCAGUUUAGCUACAAACUAACCGCGACUCCUUCUGUUGUAUGUAUAAUGGUGUAUGCGUUUCUGACACUUCUGUCUCUUGUGACUGUAUGUGGAAACCUUCUUGUAGUAACAUCAAUAAUUUACUUCAAGCAGCUUCACACACCCACCAACACUCUCAUUCUGUCUCUGGCUGUGGCCGACCUGCUGGUUGGGAUUUUAGUAUUUCCUCUCAGCAUGGCCUUCUCUCUCAGUUCAUGUACCUAUAAUGAGAGUUUAUUUUGUAAGGUCCGUGACAGCUUUGAUAUAUUGUUUAGUACAUGCUCUAUUAUGCACCUGUGUUGUAUUUCAGUUGACAGGUACUAUGCUGUGUGUCAGCCUCUCACAUAUAGAUCUAAAAUCAGCCGUCAUGUUGUUGCCAUCAUGAUCACAGUGAGCUGGGGUGUUUCUGCUCUCGUUAGCAUCGGAGUGAUAAUUCCCAGACUGUCUCCUUACGCAUGUGUUGACAUGUGUUUUCUGGAUGUAAUGACGGCAAACAUUAUUGGACCUAUAUUAUCAUUUUACUUUCCAGUGGUCAUAAUGCUUUGCAUCUACCUGAAGAUUUUCCUUGUUGCACAGAGACAGGCACGAAGAAUCCAAAGCAUAAAGUUCGGAGCAACAGCCAGUAAGAUGGAGAGAAAAGCCACCAAAACUCUGGCGAUUGUUCUGGGAGUUUUUCUAUUUUGUUGGUCUCCUUUCUUCCUUUGCAUUUUCUUUUCUAUCCCGGUUUCUGUGAUUGAAACUUUUAACUGGUUUGCUCUGUCAAACUCUACAUUGAACCCGUUUAUCUACGCUUUCUUUUAUACCUGGUUCAGGUCAGCUUUUAAAAUGGUUAUUACUGGCAAAAUAUUUUUUGGUGACUAUUGUAGCUUCAAAUUACACUGAGCUGUUUUGUUGAGGUAUAUAAUGAUAAAAGG